AUGGAUCCUCUGCAAGCUGUUCAGGAUGCCAUGAGCGACAGCACAAACGACAGCUCGGGCAUCCCCUCACCACAGUUUGCGCUCCUCAACUACUUCUUUCCUGGGUACUCGGUGCUUGUCUCGACGCUCAAUACUAGCCUCGGCGCCGACUUGAACCAGUACUUGCCCUACGUCAUUUCUGCCAUCGCCGUCGUAUUCUCCUGGCGCUACGUCUGCGACACCGUCAUGAACCACGUCGAGAACAGCUUCAUGUCCUCGUUCACCGUGCAUACCGACGACGAGACGUACAACAUCCUCAUGUGGUGGAUGACCCAUCAGCCCUUUUGCCGCGCAACGCGCAAUUUUGUCGUCAACACAUCCGUCUACUCGCGCAGCGACUAUCUCUACCGCUCUCACGACGACAGCGAUGACGACUACAGCGAUAGCGACGACGAGCCCGACAGCGUCCAGGACGACGCCGCCGGAGGAGGACAAGGAGACGGCCUUGCGCUGUCCUCCAGCCGCGGCAAGCACGUCCUCCACUACACGCCCUCGGCCGGCACGCACUGGUUCUGGUACCGCGGCCGCCCGUUGCGCUUCGCCCGCCGCCAGACAAAGGACAAGAUCAGCCUGCGUAACCCCAGCGAGCAGGAGGAGCUCUGCGUAUCCUGUCUCGGACGCGACCCUGGCAUACUGAAGCAGCUCCUCGCCGACGCCCGGCUGCUCUACCUGCGAAAGGACGACCGCAAGACCAUCAUCUACCGUGCCACUAGCUCCGUCUCCCCUUACGGCACUGAUAGCUACUGGCAGCGCUGCAUGGCCCGUCCGAACCGCGACUUCUCCACCGUCAUUCUCCCAGAAAAGCUCAAGCAGGACAUCAUUGCCGACGCCGGCGACUAUCUCGAGCCUUCUACGCGCCGCUGGUAUGCCAAUCGCGGCAUCCCCUACCGACGAGGCUAUCUCCUCUACGGUCCACCCGGCACGGGCAAGAGCUCUCUCAGCGUGGCUCUCGCGGGCUACUUUCGCAUGAAAAUCUACAUUGUCAGCCUGAGUUCCCUCACGGCUACCGAGGAGCACCUUGCAUCGCUUUUUGCCGAGCUCCCCACCAAUUGCAUUGUGCUUCUGGAAGACAUUGACACGGCUGGUCUGACCCAGACGCGUGAGACCAAGGAAGAUGAGGACAAAGACGGUAGUGACAAGACUCCUUCUCAGAAACAGCUGUCCCUCUCCGCGCUUCUCAAUAUUCUCGACGGCGUUGCCGCGCAAGAGGGUCGCGUUCUUAUAAUGACCACCAACCACCUCGAGAACCUCGACAAGGCCCUCAUCCGCCCCGGCCGAGUGGACAUGAUCAUCCCCUUCUCCCUCGCCGACGCCGACAUGAGCGCGUCCAUUUUCAGGGCCAUAUACACGCCAUUUGACGGCGAGCUCGGCGAAGGCGCCGUGACCAGAGGCGAUGAGAAGAAGACGCUCAUUGACGAGAUUGCUAUCCUCGCCAAGGAAUUUGGUCGUCGCAUCCCUCCGGACGAGUUUAGCCCUGCCGAGAUUCAAGGUCUGCUCUUGCGCCAUAAGCGCUCCGCGCACACGGCCGUCGAUGCCGUCGAAGAGUGGGUGGAGCAGAUGCGAGUGGAUAAAAAGAACAAAGCGGAGAGGGAGAAGAAGGAACAGGAGGAAAAGGAGCAAAAGGAAAAGGAAAAGAAGGAGAGGAAGGAUAAAAAGGCAAAGGAGAAAAAGGCCAAGAAGAAGGGAAAGAAGAAGGGUGGCAAGGACAAAAAGAAGCACGAGGAUGAAGACGACACAGACAACGAAGAGGAUAAAGACGAGACAGAAGACAGCGACGAUGAAAGCGACUGA
This is a messenger RNA of Beauveria bassiana ARSEF 2860, 1830 nucleotides long. RefSeq names its product BCS1 protein precursor. The transcript has a single exon. Gene Ontology annotation, cellular component: mitochondrial inner membrane. Gene Ontology annotation, biological process: protein insertion into mitochondrial inner membrane from matrix; mitochondrial respiratory chain complex III assembly. The record is from RefSeq and is a predicted model, not a curated record. Gene Ontology annotation, molecular function: ATP hydrolysis activity; ATP binding. Lineage: Eukaryota; Fungi; Ascomycota; Sordariomycetes; Hypocreales; Cordycipitaceae. Bases 1 to 1830 code for a protein of 609 amino acids.